GCGGACACGCCCCUAAACGAGGGAAGAGGAGUGGUGGAACCCAGGGACCGAAAUUACUGAAGAGAAUGGCGGAAGACGCGGUUUUGCUUUUACUUUUUGGGUGAGGCCACAUGUGAAUAUCAUCAUUCAUCACUGCUGUGUGCCAGCCCACAACGAACCACAUCUCCCCCUCCCAUCUCUCUCUCUCUCUGACUAUAUAAUUCCCCGGUGGACUAGAUUAGUAGUAGUAGAAGAAGUUAACACCAAAGAAAUGGCCAGAUUGGUAGUGUUGUUCGCCCUUUGUGUACUCCCGGCGCUAGCAAGCGCUGCAAACCCAUUUCUAGUGCGAGGCCGCGUCUACUGCGACACUUGUCGCGCUGGAUUCGAGACCGAAGCCACUCCUGGCAUCCCCGGUGCUAAGGUAAGAAUCGAGUGCAAGGAUAGGGACACUCUGAAACUCAAGUAUAGCAUCGAUGGAGUGACCGACUCAACCGGAACCUACUACAUCAUGGUCACCGGUGACCACGGCGACAACCUAUGUGAUGCGGUGCUUGUCAGCAGCCCACAGUCCGAUUGUUCUGAAGCAGACCCCGCUAGGAAUCGCUCUCGUGUUAUCCUCACCCGCUACAACGGCCUCAUUUCCGAUGCUCGCUUUGCGAAUGCCAUGGGAUUCCUCAGGAGUGAGCCCAUGUCAGGGUGCAGCCAGCUGCUGCAGAAAUAUCAGGAUACUGAUGAUUCCUAGAUAGAAAUUGUUGUUAGUUUUCCUCUCAAGCUAUUAGUAGUAGUAUCUGAAAUAAUUUGGUACUGUUGAUUUGAUAACUAUGUUUGUAGGAGUUAUCCAUAACUUUGUGUGCUACUACUAUGUUGUAUUGUGUGGUCACGUAAUUGUGUGACUUGGAGAAUAUGCUUGGUAUAUGCCAUCUUUGAUUAUUUUGGUCA
Molecule: messenger RNA, 918 nt
Organism: Rhododendron vialii
Lineage: Eukaryota; Viridiplantae; Streptophyta; Magnoliopsida; Ericales; Ericaceae
Product: pollen-specific protein C13-like
Exons: 2
Coding region: 251-721 (156 amino acids)
Source: RefSeq, a predicted model, not a curated record